UUGGUGAUCCACGGCAUUCAAGAGAAGGCUACCUGGAAUUUAUAGAGACAGAGCAAUUCGGCAAUGCGGAAAUAGGUGGACGAUUCAUGUCACCGACUUUGCAUCCCACUCCCAGGCUGAGGAUCUGAGAGUUCGCGGGGAUUGCAAUUAGUGACAAGAAUUUUUUAUUUUUUUCUCUUCCUUUUUUACAUUGCGCGUUUGUGUUGCUAAAACCAUCCGCUUUUAAAACACACUUCGCGGAGGAUUUCAAGCAUUCUUGCGCGUUUGACAGUGGACUGAGAAGAAAUAAUACUUAAGGGUCAACGCAACUUGCUCUCUUGCUUGCGAGCAUCAACAUGGACGUGUUGGCGAAUUACAGUAUUUUUCAGGAACUUCAGCUGGUGCACGACACGGGCUACUUCUCCGCGAUGCCGUCGCUGGAGGAGAACUGGCAGCAGACAUGUUUGGAACUGGAGAGGUACUUACAGACGGAGCCCAAAAGGCUCUCCGAACUCUUUGACGAGGAACUCGACUGCCUCCUCACACCAGGCUUCAUGAAAGGUGACAGUGACGAGGACCUGAUGGACCCUCUGUUACCCAGCUUAUCCGACGAGGCCAGCCCGCCCCCUUUGCUCGUGUCCCUUCCCAAGAUCCUCCACACCCCGACCAGCACCAAGAAUACAGAUGCACCGAUGAAAGAGGCCAGUGGUGGGGUGAAUCCUGCCCAACUCAACGCCGUCACAUCCCUUACACCACCUUCCUCGCCUGAGUUGGGGCGGCACCUCGUAAAGCCCACGCAGACUCUCACCGCCACAGCUGAUGGCACGCUCACACUCAAAUUGAUGGGCAAGAAAGUUGGGCUCGGGGCGGCGAAGCUUAUCCCGACACAUUCGGUACCCUCGCCGCCAAGCCGCGGAGCACAGAGCGAUGGAGAAGGAGGACUUGGUACAGGUGGAGGAGACGUCCCAGAGAACAAAAAGAGGGUCCACCGCUGUCAGUUUAAUGGCUGUAGGAAGGUUUACACAAAAAGCUCCCAUCUAAAGGCACACCAGAGGACACACACAGGUGAGAAGCCUUACAAAUGUUCCUGGGAGGGCUGUGAAUGGCGUUUCGCGAGGAGCGACGAACUGACGAGGCACUACCGCAAACACACGGGCGCCAAACCAUUCAAGUGCAACCAUUGCGACAGAUGUUUUUCCAGGUCUGACCACUUGGCUCUGCACAUGAAGCGACAUAUCUAAGGCCGGGAGAGAAAGAGAGAGAGAGUAAGAGAGAGAAGGAGAUGACGACAAAGAGUGAGAAGAGUGCAUCACCUAAAAAUAUACAAUGGACAUUGGGUGCACACUAAGGGGUCUGGCCGCAAAAAUCACCGCGAGGAAUAUGCGAGGCAGCGUGGGCAAAAGUUGUUGGAUUCUACACCUUCUCGAAACAGUCUUUUCAUCAGCGAUUAGCCAUGCCUUACCAAGCCCUUGCUUGGAGGUCAGACACUGCCAAACACCACUGUUUUUAUUUUUCCCUCAUUCUCUUUUGUACAGUUCACCACAAGCAUGGGACAGGAAAUGCCACAUCAUGUACAAAACCUAUAUGCACAUUCAUUCUUCGCAGAUGAACAGUUCUUCUAGAUCGUACAAUCUGGAAUGACUUCCGUCUUUACUUUGUAAACCACAUCACGAUACUAAACCUGCAGCUCUGUCGUAUACAGCAAGCAACCAAACCCGUUUAACAACAUUGCCAAUACGUUCUGAGGAGUGACCAAUGGAACUAGCGGCCAAACGUAACGCCCGGCCCCCGGAAGCAGACUCUGCGUAAAAAACUUUAAAGAGACACGCAGCAUCGGCAACGCUCAGGAUGUGCGCUGAUUUCUCAUCCUCUUCGCUCAGGAGCGAACUCUUCUCUGCUCUUCAUGCCUGUCACUUCACAGGCGACCGAAACGAUGCGCAGCGACACUUUCUUGCCUUUGUUUUUUAAAGACAGUGUUAAGAAGAUGGUUUGUUUUUUUCUUCUGAGCUGAAAUGUCUUAAACUUCUGAAAAGUGAAAAACUCGACACAAGCAUAAAUGUGCACAUAUGGGCAACGGGAGGGAACUGUAAGCCCUUCUCAGUAUGCACAAGGUUCGACUCAGUGGCUGCUAUCUGGCACUGAAAGCGAAAAAGUUUGACAAACAUAAGACGGGAAAAGCAACCCCCCAAAAAAGAUCACGGUUGGCUCGGUAUUAAAGGACCGCCGUCUUCUGUUUUUCAUUUCGAUUUGAUCUAGGGAAAGUAAAUCCGCCACAACCUGGCGUCAGCACGGACCUUGUGUGACGCUCUUGACACUGGAAAAGUUCUUUGGCUUUGUGUUGAUACUGGCACCCUUGUGAGUACAUAGUCCUCCAGUGCACCAAGGCCGACGGAGGAGACGUUACGGAGACAGCUGGCAGGACUUUUGACUCUCGGAUCGGAGCAUCUGCUGGGAUCAGGAUCCAAAAGAACUCGGUGGCAUCAGCCCAGAUAAAAACUUUGCCUGUUUCGUAUCCAUUGUCUGCACUGAUUUUUUCAAUGUUCUCUGUGUUUUUUUCAUACAGUCAAAAAAAUGUCAAAAAACAAAACAAAAAAACAUUAAAAACAAAAAAUGACUAGGAGGGAAAAAAGCAGAAAACGGAAAAAAAAACGCUUAAAAAACAGAAUCAAAUCUCUCUUUCACACACACACGACACAGAAUGGUUUCUUUGCUCUUGGCUUUUCCUGAGAAAAACAGAAAACCGGAAAAAAAAACGUAGAACAAUAAUUACCAAGUUAAUGAACAGCGUUAAAACAAAACACUGCAUGGCAGCCUCUUUCAGACAGAUACACACACUUGCACACGCACAUGCACAGCUUGCCUCUCAGCAUUAUUUGUUUUUCACCAAAAUCUUCACAGCAGGGUUUUAGCAAUUGUUGUUUUGUAGGAUUGCAUUCCAUCCAGACAUCAGACUCUGCGACGAGAGCUUGUUGAUACAUUCUAGUCAAUUAUGCUAAACCGGGCCUAGGUCUAGCUCUGUGUUAACAAUCAGCUUCUAAAUCACAGGGACAAAAUAUAUAUCAUUGUUCCCAAGGUUGCGAAGCCUGCCGUGACAUCCCGAUCAGGGCGUUUCCUUCUCUUCUGCAUUGAUUUAAUGGCUGCUGGGUAGGAGGGGAGAUUGAAAGCCAUUACGAUUCAGCAGUUACAUGUUGGGAGUCAUGGCAGACUCCACUAAGCGAUCCCGGAGUGUCCCUCGGGGACCCGGAGCUUCAGAUCAAUACUCUCAGCGCAGAACCACAUAGAAGUAAAGGGUUGGUGCCUUUCUCUUAGUUUAGGUUUGCUGAAGGCAGCUCUUCUGUCACAUAUACAAACACACACACACAGUCACUUUCAUUCGACCACAACUGCAUUAAUCUGAACCACGUGUCUGCCAUUUGAAUGCCCAUUUUUAUUUUUGCCAAAUCGUAUCUAUUCCAGCGAAGUCAUGCCAAAAUUUCAAUGAAAUGGGAGAUCGCUCCGUCUCCACUAAUGUACAAUCAGCUGGGGUUUGUGGCACUUUCCGCGAGGAGCGGAACACGUUUGUGACGAUUUUAUGUGUGGAUUUCUGUAAAGCAAGGACGUGUUGCAACACCGUCAUAAACCUGCAGCAGAAUUGUGGGACGUCAGACAGUGUACAACAUUCUGACAGUAAUUAGAAAAACAACUUUGAUUUCCGCAAAACAUUUCCAUUUUACUCACAGAUAGCGGCGAUGAAAAGCAACAUUUAUUUCACACUGAUCUGGUCUCCCACGACUCUAAUGAGUUUUUGCUCCCUGAGAAAAUGAACAUUCUGCCUGUUCUUUCGUUAACCAUAUGGGAUAUAACAGCAGGAAAGCAGGGACCGAAAAAAUGGCGUCUUAUCAUUUCCUGACACUGAUGAACAAUGAAGCAACAGCAAACUUGCUCGAAUCAACAUUGAAAAUGUACUUAUAAAUAUCAUCCAUUUAAAUACAAGCCAUGUGAAAUUCGAAAUGACAAGAUCCCUUUUCACUUUGCCAAGAUGUUCCAGACGUUACCAAAUGAAUAUGGAACAGGCCAAUCAAAUUCAUUAGCAGGCGGCACGUCGCACAUAUCACUCCACAUAUCAAGUGCCAUUUGAAUCCCAGUUCUCUCACUUUAAGAACAACAGCAGCGGUCCACGCGCAGUUAAUCCAACGCAUACUUACACUUUGCCCAAAGAUUUACGCAUUUGCAAAUACACUGCUGGGUGAAAGAGAGAAAGGAAUAUUUUGGAUUCUCUUCAAAACUCACGGUAUAUCUUCCCCUGCCCUACACCAGCUUUCUUUCUGUUCGUUUUUGAACAUCUACGUGACCAUUGGUUUGGUCUCAAGUAUGUGUGCUUGUAAAAUACAGUCAUGUUGGUUUGAAUGCCGAGUUGAGGAUGAGUUUAAACCCUAACCGUGAAGUAAACAGCGAAUUAGUCGCACCGGUUCUAGUUUGUAGUCAGGGUAGGACGUCUUAAGAAAUAUUUACAAGGUCACGCAUGCCUUUAGAAGGAACAUUGCAAAAACAUUGAUAAAGAUGAUGCUUUUCAUAAAGGAAGUUCACACAACUCUUGAUUCUGAAUUCAGACUUGUAGAGACGAUCUACUUCAAGUCAUCUACACAAUAUUAAUAGACUUUGGACUUGAAUGGACAAGAAGAAGUGUUGUGACAGUAAGAAUGUUUGAAGACAUUCUAAGGGAACAAUUUAUAGUGUACUAGCGAUUUGGGCACUCUUCCAAUGAAGCUCCCUCUCCAAGCCGUUUGCUUUUCAGCUUCAAAGAGGCUUUUGGCAGCUUUUUCAAUUUUAUACAAAAAAUGCUUGAAAACAUCACAAGGGGAUUUUAUGAAAAAGGUCAGGUGACUAAGACGACUAUCGUUUUGUAAUCUCUUUUAUCGGAAUAGCAUUUCACUGCAUAACUAACACUCACCGUCGUUGCCGCUAGCUUAGUCUGUUUAAUGACACUGCUGUCGAUUGUCUACAUAACAUUUUCUAGCGUUUCAAGAUGCACUUAUCACAAAAACAUCGGAGCAAUUUUUUCCGCAGCGUUUUAAAUAUGUGAGCUGUAUGAUUUAAGCCACAGCAUUAAUGGAAGUGUCUCUUUUGGUCGAGGUUGCUUUUAAACGUACUCAAUCAUGUAUCCAAGUACACUAUUGCGCUUACUCUAUCAAUACCCAUACAGCUUUUACUCGCAUUGUAAAAGAGAGGGUUUGAGGUAAAGGUGGGUUUGUUAAAACUCACAAUUUUUGAGGUAUACUGCAUCUUGAAGUGCAUCCGUACCAUGUUUGUCCAAAGUUCAUACAUCAGCGAGAAGAAGACUCACCAGGUCUUUUUGCGUUUCUCAACCUCCCCAUCCAUCCAUCCCACCCUGAACCUGCAGAACCACAGUCAGCUUCUCUGCUAUACUCAGAUCAUUUCAAUUCCAUUCUGCAGUUUGUAGACGGCUCAAAGUAUGCGCUACCAGCCGUCAUCUAUGAAUGUCCGUAGACGUGACUAACCAGGGAGCAACCGGCCAACAACAGACCUCAGUAACUCAAUGCUUUACAGGUGCUCUCCCUUUCUUACCCAAACAUGGCUCUCAAAGAAAGCCAGCAGAUGGUUGAGCAGGUACAGAUAUGAAAAAAAGAAAGAACAGUAUGUGCCAUCUUGAUUCAUACCUAUGAAAGCAGAAUGACAUUUUGCCAUAUGUAGGCUGAAGCGUGUAGUUCGCUAGAGCAGGGACCCACACAUCCACCGUCAACUCCUCCCCCCUGCCCACAUCACUAACACUCCGCCCCCUCACUUCCCGUACUCUUCACACUCUUCCUCUCCGUUUUUCGAUUCAGUUCUUUCCUUGUGUGUUUUUCUUUUUUGGUUCUUUUGCUGUACAAAGUGUUUAAAAUGUUAUUAUUUGUAUGAUAUAAUGUUAGUACGGUAAUGUUCUUUAUUAAGGAAGAAGAUGAAAUUUAUUUUUGUUACUGGUCUGUUUCAUAAUUCUUUUUUAAAUUGGUAUUGUAAGAUAUCUAUGCAAGAACUGUUCAGUGGAGCAUUUUUAUUUAAGAAUGUAAUAAGUGUAAUAAAUGGUAGA
Molecule: messenger RNA, 6046 nt
Organism: Triplophysa dalaica
Lineage: Eukaryota; Metazoa; Chordata; Actinopteri; Cypriniformes; Nemacheilidae
Gene: klf7b
Product: Kruppel like factor 7b
Exons: 4
Coding region: 336-1220 (294 amino acids)
Biological process (GO): regulation of transcription by RNA polymerase II
Molecular function (GO): DNA-binding transcription factor activity, RNA polymerase II-specific; RNA polymerase II cis-regulatory region sequence-specific DNA binding
Source: RefSeq, a predicted model, not a curated record